Arabidopsis arenosa is the source of this 933-nucleotide messenger RNA. Lineage: Eukaryota; Viridiplantae; Streptophyta; Magnoliopsida; Brassicales; Brassicaceae. The record is from the annotation of a GenBank genome assembly.
AGCUUGAUAUAUUGGAAGCUGUGUUUCUUUCACUAUAUCUUAAAUUUUCUUGAAUUUUGUUUGUUCUACAAUCUACAUGGGAGCUAGAUUUUCGCGUAUAGCGAAAAGGUUUCUUCCUAAAAGUAAAGUAAGGAUAUUGAUGGUGGGUCUUGAUGGUUCAGGGAAGACUAUCAUCCUUUACAAGCUGAAGCUUGGAGAGGUUGUCACAACAGUGCCUACUAUCGGGUUCAACCUCGAGACAGUAGAAUACAAAGGCAUCAAUUUCACUGUAUGGGAUAUAGGAGGACAAGAGAAGAUUCGUAAACUGUGGAGACACUAUUUCCAGAACGCACAGGGGCUUAUCUUUGUGGUGGACAGCAGUGAUAUUGAAAGGAUAUCAGAAGCUCGAAACGAGCUGCAUCGCAUACUGACCGAUAAUGAACUAGAAGGUGCAUGUGUACUUGUCUUUGCGAACAAGCAAGAUUCAAGAAAUGCUUUACCCGUAGCCGAGGUUGCCAACAAACUUGGUCUACACAGCCUAUCCAAACGUUGUUGGCUUAUACAAGGAACCUCAGCCAUCUCCGGGCAAGGAUUAUACGAAGGACUUGAAUGGCUAUCCACAACAAUUCCGAACAAACCCGAACGGUCUACUUCGGUUGGUAGUUUCCGGAACAAUUCCUAUGAGAGGAAGCUGGUACGAGGUCCGAGGUAUUAAAAGUCUGAAGGCUUUGAAUGGUUAUUCCAAUGUAGAAAACGGAACGUACCAAAACUCACAAGUGUGUUUUUGUACUAGCUUGUUUGGUACGCUCCGGUUGGUACGAGCAACCAAAAUAGCUCUCUUCUGCGUUCUAUAUGUAUUUGUAUGAUUAUGGCGUUUUGUUUUCAAGGUUUCUCAAUGAGAACCAUACUUGACUAUUACUCAUAUUAUGGAGUGAAUAAGAUUUUUAGGGUAUA